UUGGGAGGAGAAAAGGUGGGAAGAAUAAAUAAAAUGCCAUUACAGUUUGGUCUGAUCUUUGCUGACCUGUGGUGAAAGGGAACAUGGUGAGAAUCCAUUUUAGUGCAAUGUGUGUUGGAUGCACUUUCCUGGGGAUGGCAUCACUGGCCACCAUUGUUGGGUUGUGGACCGUUCAACUCCUUCCUUCUACGGGAACUCCCGCUGAGCCCUGGAACGAGCAUCGUCUACCAGACACUCUGGUUCCAGACUACUACAACAUCACGCUCUGGCCUCGACUCCAGCCGAACAUUCACGGCCUCUUUGUAUUCACUGGUAAUUCCAGCUUGGUCUUCAAAUGUCUGAGGGAGACCGAUCUCAUCCUCAUUCACGCCAAUAAGCUGAACCUGACCUCGACAGAUGGAUAUGUGGCCAAACUCUUCGCGCUUGGUAUCUCAGUAGCGCCCUCAAUUCAGAAAACCUGGAUGCAGGAGACGACACAGUACCUUGUUAUACAGUUGAAGGGGAAGCUGAAAGCUGGAGAGCUCUAUGAGCUUUACACAGAGUUCGUGGGAGAACUUGCAGAUGACCUGGCAGGGUUCUACCGAAGCGAAUAUGAGGAGAAUGGAGAGAAAAAGAUAGUAGCCACCAGCCAGAUGCAUCCCACACAUGCUCGCAAGACCUUUCCAUGUUUCGAUGAACCUGCAAUGAGAGCGGUUUUCUACAUCACUCUCAUCCAUGACAGAGGAACCGUGGCCCUGUCGAAUGGAAUGGAAAUCGAGAAAGCUGACACUGUUCUUGAUGGACAACCUGUUACGGUGACAACAUUUGAACCCACAAAGAACAUGUCCUCCUAUCUAUUGGCACUGGUUGUCAGUGACUAUACAAAUGUUACAUCAGCAAAUGACACCUUGAUACGAAUAUGGGCCCGUAAGAAAGCCAUCGAGGACGGUCACGGUGAUUAUGCCCUGAAUAUAACUGGGCCAAUCCUCAAGUUUUUUGAAAACUAUUACAGUGUACCAUAUCCUCUCUCAAAAUCAGACCAGAUUGCCCUGCCUGAUUUUUACUUUGGGGCGAUGGAGAAUUGGGGUCUGGUGACGUACAGGGAGACAAACCUUCUAUAUGAUCCAGUCAUCUCCUCCAAUGCAAACAAAGAGAGAACGGCCACCAUUAUAGCCCAUGAACUGGCACACAUGUGGUUUGGCAACCUUGUGACUCUAAAAUGGUGGAAUGAAGUUUGGUUAAAUGAAGGUUUCGCGUCUUAUGUGUCAUAUCUUGGUGCAGACUUUGCUGAACCGUCUUGGAACGUGAAAGACUUGAUCAUCCUUAAAGACGUACACCGUGCUUUUGCUGUGGAUGCUUUGGCCUCCUCCCAUCCCCUGUCUUCGAAAGAGGAAGAUAUUAUUAAACCAGAGCAGAUCACUGAGCAGUUUGAUACAGUCUCCUACAGCAAGGGGGCGUCGGUUUUGAGAAUGCUGUCAGACUUCCUUACCGAGCCUGUGUUCGUGCAAGGACUAAAUACUUAUCUCACCACGUUCGCCUAUCAAAAUACAGUCGGUGAGGACCUGUGGAAUCACCUUCAAACUGCUGUUGAUAAGACUGGAACAGUUCUUCCCUUAAGUGUCAAAGAAAUCAUGGACCGCUGGGUUCUUCAAAUGGGCUUCCCGGUGGUCAUAAUCAACACCACGACAGGCCAGGUCUCUCAGAUGCACUUCCUGCUGGAUCCUGAGACUACAUUAGAGAGGCUCUCUCCAUUCAAUUAUGAAUGGAUUGUACCCAUCAAUUGGAUGAAGGCAGAGGUGGAACAGCCACGCUUUUGGCUCACAGAAAAAACUGCUUUUCACUCUGAUAUGAAGGCAACUGGAAACGAAUGGGUGCUGGUGAAUCUGAACAUCACUGGAUAUUACAGAGUGAACUAUGACACUGAGAACUGGGAGCGUCUCCUGAAUCAACUGACAGAGAACCAUGAGGUCAUUCCAGUCAUCAACAGAGCUCAGAUAGUGGAUGAUGCAUUUAACCUUGCUAGGGCAAAGAUAAUUCCUGUCACUUUAGCUCUAAAAACUACAAAGUACUUAUCUAAAGAAAGAGAUUACAUGCCAUGGCAGUCUGCGCUCAACAACCUGGAUUAUUUUUACCUCAUGUUUACACAAACUGAAGUCUAUGAAUUUUUACAGAACUACACCAGGAAGCAGGUGACCCCCCUUUUUGAACAUUUUAAGACUAUUACUGAAGAUUGGUCACAUGUGCCCACUGGCCAUACAGACCAGUACAAUCAAGUUAAUGCCAUUAGAUUUGCCUGUAGCACGGGUGUAGAUGAGUGUCAAAAUCUCACUACAAGCUGGUACAGACAGUGGAUGGACCAAACAUUUUGGAACAAAAAAAUCUAUCCACAUUAUUACAUAUAUCUAAUUCGGAUCUCUUUUUCCAGAAUUCACCCCAAUUUAAGGUCUACAGUGUACUGCAGUGCUAUUGCCUCAGGUGGCGCUGACGAGUGGGACUUUGGCUGGCUGAUGUUUAAGAACGCCAUCGGAAUAGAAGCUGAUAAACUCAUGUCAGCCCUGGCUUGUGCAAAAGAUACCAAACUUUUAGAAAGGUACCUUGGAUACACGCUUGACGCAUCAAUGAUCCGUAAACAGGACGCUUCCUCUGUCAUUGUGUAUAUUGCCAGCAACCCAGAUGGACAGACAUUGGCUUGGGAUUUUGUCAGAAGGAACUGGGUGUAUAUGUUCACAGAGUACGGUGUGGGGUCUUUUAACUUUGCCAGCCUUAUAAGUGGCAUAACAAAAACAUUUUCAACUGAAUCAGAACUUGAGCAGCUUCUGCAGUUUAAGAGUGACAAUUCAGAGAUUGGCUUUGGAUCAGGGACAGCAGCUCUGGAACAGGCCAUCGAGAAGACAAAAGCCAAUAUAAAAUGGGUGGCUGAAAACCAGAAAGAAAUCACAGACUGGCUGAUGGCUGAAUCUGCUUAAAAACCACAAAGACAAAACAAAUGAUGUUAGUCUCCUUUGUGUAUAUGUGUAAUGAUAAAGAAAAACAUUUUUGCAUAGCAUAACCAGGUGAGCAGUGUAUAUAAAGUAUAAAAAAAAAACUUUUGAAAUAUUUGAAUGUUUAUCAAUUUAAUUUUGAUUGUUAAAUUUUGAUUUGUUCUGUAAUCAGAUAAAUACUCUGAUGAACCACAAAAAAAUGGUAAAACUGUUCUCUUGUAUCAUGAUAUGAAAAUAAACUUCUAAUAGAAGAAA
This is a messenger RNA of Cyprinus carpio (common carp), 3215 nucleotides long. RefSeq names its product aminopeptidase N. Bases 84 to 2945 code for a protein of 953 amino acids. Gene Ontology annotation, molecular function: metalloaminopeptidase activity; peptide binding; zinc ion binding. Lineage: Eukaryota; Metazoa; Chordata; Actinopteri; Cypriniformes; Cyprinidae. Gene Ontology annotation, cellular component: cytoplasm. Gene Ontology annotation, biological process: proteolysis; peptide catabolic process. The record is from RefSeq and is a predicted model, not a curated record. The transcript is spliced from 20 exons.